AGAUGAUGACAGAAAAAUCUAUGCAGGAAUGGUUGAAAAUGUUGAUGAAGCAAUAGGAAAUAUAACAGAGGCCAUGAAGACAGCUGGGUAAGUAGAUAAUAAGGAGAGAUCUGGACCUGUCAUAUAAAACAUCCAUUUAUUUGACAUCAAAAUUACAUUAGGGCACCCAUAAGAAGUUGAAGUACCCAUUCGUAAUAAGCACUUACGGGUACGGAAGCAGAGGUGAUAAGUAAAUUCCAGGGGAGAAACAAAAGGAAAUACGAUAUUAAUCCCCGGGGGAACCCUUUACUUGUCAUUCCGAUAAGGGGUGUAAAUCGCCAAAUGUUGGUCUCACUUUGGAAGUUUUUCAUUAAAAGCAAAUAUUUUUUACCCUCACAGAUACAACUUAGGUUUGUGCGGAACGAAAUCGCCAUAUAAAAGUAAUAAAGAAACUAACUGCAAAAACCGUGGACGAAGAUCCCGCUGGUUGUAAACGUUGGAUCUCUAGAAAAAAGAUCUAAUCAGCUAAAAUAUCCAAAAAACUAGGAGUCCAAAGACCACUACAAAGCUGAUCAUAACAACGUGUUUUGUUUUUUUCAUAACAAUAUUUCGGCUGGCCAUACCAGCCUUCUUCAGGUUUACAGAUGAUACUGAAUUUACGAUAGGAAUUACAAUACAGUGUAUUCAGUAUAUUCAGUAUUCAGUAUUGUUGAAAUUGUUGAAAAGGGACAGGUGGAAAUGAAGUACAACAUAGAAAGAAAAGAAAAACUAAUAAGGAUAUGGAUUACAAUGAUUCGUCACGGCAGUUUAGGCUAUUAGGUUCAAGAGUCAUGGCCUUAUCUAUCCAAUGUGACUCCCUCGCCCGGGGGGCCCUCGCCUUACGGACCGAGUCACGUGAAGAAUGAAUUUUCCCUAAUGAGACUAACUGCAUGUCAGUGUGAGAAUGGUCAGAGUGAGAGAGAAGGCGUUCAGAAACAUUAGUGGGUUUAGAUUUAAUGUUAGUUUUGUCGACUGGACGUCUGUGUUCGUUAAAUUUGUCCUUGAGGCAAAAGCGACCAAACUGUGUUGAACAUGAGGAGCCGCAUAAAGUCCCUUAAGUUUGCUAAUUACGUUGAGUGACGGUUGCUAUGCUCAAUUUCCUGUUACAAUUUUACCUUCGAUCUCGUGCAUGUUAGCAGGAGAGAGACUGGCUGUCAUCGAUAGUGAUUUUCACAGAGGCGAUGAAACAAUCCUAAAUUUCGCAACCGUCUGUUAAUAUGGUUAAAACAGUAGUAGCCGGGGUAAAUAAAGUCGAGUGCGGUCUUUGCAACUAUCCUCCGAAUCAGAUCAUCCCGAUCAAGCCAUCAUUGUAUGGAGUAUAUGUGAAUUGAAUUCUUUUUCACCGUAUCGCGGUCGAGAAUUUCUGUGUUGAUUCAAAAUCCUUUCCCUUAGAAGCUGUUGGCAUUUGAAAGAAAAUUUUAACAGAUCGGACAGGUUAGGAGAGUUCAAAGUGACAUGGCCAGCCUUUCUUCGUCACAUUGGUUCAAAAGCGAGGCCAAGUCAGCCUUAGAUCAGUAGGUUUACCUUGCGACACAUUAAUUCUAGUUUUUUUAUGACUUGCUUAAUCGUAAGACGCCUUGAAGGUAAGGACAGUGUUCGAAUUUUUUCCUUUAGUUUAUUUAUUUCUGCCUCGAACAUAUCCGCGCUAAAACCUCCUAAAUGCCCGCCAAAUUUAAUGUAGCGCGCUCGGGAGUGAUCGAACAGUGUUUAGGGAGAAACAGGUCCAGCACACCUUCAACUGGAAAAAGUACCCUUAUAAAGAAGUCGAAAAGCGUUAUCAAUUUUGUGCUACAUUUUCUUGAUAAACAAUGGAAUGUGUUGAAAAUUAUAGACAUCCGUGUUUCAUAAUACAAGUACACACGUAGCGGCCAAAUUGCUAGAUAUUUGAUCUUUUUACAACUGUUUUGCUUGUUGCCUACGUUUAAAUGCUACAUCAUGAUCCAGUGCGAUUUAUACAGGGGAACCCAGCGAGGAUAUAGUUCAAAACCACUUAACAAAGCAUUGUUGAACGUAUUUUAGUAUUCAAACGGUAGAUAUAGGCAUAUUUUUAUCCCCUAAAAACUUUUCAUCUGUUCGGAUUUCCUAGCUGAAAGUCUAGUGAUCCGAAAAUUAUAGGGAUAAAAACUUACCUUCUCGAAAAUUUCAGCCAGGAAAAGGCUCCCGAAACUUCUAGGUGGCCUUUUUUAGGGUCAAAAUCCGUUAAAAAUCGGUAAUUAUACCAUUUUGUAGAUGUUCGAAAAUCCUAGCAGAGGCAGGCAAGCAAGAAAUUUUACAACAAAUGCUCCGAAAAUUCUAGAUCUCAAAUCGUCUUCCGAACAGAUAUUUUCCCGAAAAUUUCCGUUGGGUGCCCCUGUUUAUAGUUGUCGCUACAUGCUCAGAUCUUUGUUUGAAUUAAUGCGAAAAUUAUCUUAUAGUCUAUAAGAAAUAAUAGUUAAAAUACUCGAUCUUAGCACAACAAGCCAGUAAUUACUGCGUUUGCAUUGUUGCAUGCUUUCUCUACCUAUGAAAAUAAUAGUUUUCCUAGUAUAUCAGAUAGGCCAACUGACUCCCACUGGUAGCAAAUUGUGCAGCAAAACCAUAAAUAAGGGCUAUUCGAAGUAUAACCCUCAUGUAAAAACUUUUGAUUUUGAUCAACAAUGAAAUGAGCGACUAAAACGCGUUAAAAAUAAGACACGCUCGUGUUUCCCAUACCCCUACCGUCCUAAAUGUACUUCACAGAGAGGGGGUUGAGUGUUGCUCGUUAUUUGUAAGUCUCUGAAUCUUAGCAGCUUUCUUUUUCUUUUCUAUAAUUUUUACAGUGGAAUCGAAAUGAAUUUGAGUUGAUUGGUUGCAUCCAUCGCAGUUUCCCCCUAUUUGUUUUUCAAAAAAACACCAUUGUACGAACGGUCUCUAUUAUUUUUCACGAACAGAGAGCUUUAAUUCACCGAAAAACAGAUUCAUAAAAUGUACAUGGUUUAGGGUAUUUUGUACGUGCUUUUUAUGUUGGGUGUGUCGCCUGAUUAAAAGCGAGCGAUCGGGUGAGUCGCCUUCGCUUAGUGCAAGAAGACUUUGUAAAACUUAUACAUCAAAUGAAUCUUUCUGUAAAGAACGAGACGGCUUAGCAAGCUUGAAAAAUAGUUUUGGAAAACGUCUUGCCAAAUAUAUUUUUCUUUUGUUUGGGGAUUGCUAAAAUUGUAUUUCAACUAAACUCUGUAAAAUUCGCAAUUGAACUUAUUCUUCGGAUUCAAAACAAUGACCAAUGUUCUGUCUGCACGUGCUCUUUUGGGUGAGUCGCCUGAAAAAGCAAGCGAUCGGGUGUGUCGCCUUCGCGUAGUGCAAGGGAACUUGGUUUUCAUUGGUUAUGGCUCGCAAGUCCGUUUUGAACGAAAUAAAUGGUUUCAGUCAUAAUUAAUGAACAUCAUAUAGGUGACCUUGCAAGUUUGUAUUAUAAGAAAACUAUAGAACCUUUUUACGCCGCGAACAGGAUAAAUAGAAUACUUCACUGGCCUUUUCUCAAAAAACGGGAAUAGUCCAGCUUUAAAUUCUGCUCCCCAGAAAAAGCUACAAUCAAAAUUAUUUAAAUUUGUAGUUUAAAUUCAAUUAAAUUUUUUUAAAUCGCUGCUCUUCGUUCAUUUGUGGUAAAUAAAUGCAUAUCGAUUCUGAGGUAUCCCCGGUUUGAUAAUUUGUGCAAAACUCCUCUACACCGCCACAAGUUUUCCGAGUGAUGCACUGUUUCGGAGUGAUUUUUAUUUCAUCAGGUCCUUUUCUUAAGUUGUGUUCGUCUCAUCAGCUCAGCUUUAUUAUUUCUGUAGUGUCUGCUAAAGAUAUGUCGAAUAAAGCUUCAUAGGAGGUCACGAAAGGAGAUUGGCAUUUCAGCUCAAGUAUGGUUUCAAGCUUUCAACGGUCUAUGCUUGGAUGAAUUUAAACAAUGGUUUCCUGGUCAGAUGGGGGACAGAUUUUCCCCCAUAUUUCGGUCGCUAGGGCUUGCGGCUCGCCAUGUGACAGUGUCGGUGUCAACAUUUUUAGCGGAAUUAAAAUCACUAUAGCGCUUAUUUGAUUGCCUGUUCUAGUAUGGUCUCUUCUAGGGCUUAAAAUAUUGAGCUUAAGCCAAUUCUUGAGAAAUAACUUGUUAAUAACUAAAUCACCGCUUCGUGUCAAACGAAUAUUUAUCCCAAGUAUUAUAUGAAACGUUACAAACAACAAAAAUGAACUUUGAAAAUCUGAUAUGCUAUCAAGUUUCCAAAAUCCACAAUUGCAGUCCGUUAAUCUUCAAGAAUAUCCAUCCUCAGCUCCUUUUGUAUUCGCCGUGUUAGUUGUACCUUCUUAUGUGUCACUUAGAUUAUUCGUUUUGCUUUACUUUCUGUUUAGUUUAUGGGACAACACUUUGUUGAUUGUGACUACUGAUAAUGGCGGGGCACCUGAUGAUGGUGGUUACAACUGGCCUCUUCGUGGUGAAAAAGGAAGCCUCUGGGAGGGAGGGGUCAGAGGAGUGGGUUUUGUUCAUGGAAAAAUGCUGCAGAGGACUGGAGUCACGUGCAAUGAGCUUUUUCACGUGACUGACUGGUACCCAACCCUCCUCUAUCUUGCAGGUUUGCCCCCAUUGAUUGUUACAAAUACUUAGAUCACGUCACUCCUUUAGAUCACUGAAGUGCUCUGUAAGAGUUGUUAAUUGUCCAUUUUUAAUUAGUAGAAAACCAAAACGCUAUUAACCUUGCUUCUUGUUCCUUGUAAGGCAUAGAAGAGGAUUCUGAUAGUUCAGCGCUGGAUGGGUACAACAUAUGGUCCGCAAUUUCUGAAGGAGCCGCAUCAGAAAGAACAGAGAUUCUUCACAAUAUUGACGGAGACACUGCGGCAAUU
Molecule: messenger RNA, 4854 nt
Organism: Porites lobata
Lineage: Eukaryota; Metazoa; Cnidaria; Anthozoa; Scleractinia; Poritidae
Source: the annotation of a GenBank genome assembly